Messenger RNA from Vitrella brassicaformis, 3007 nucleotides. NCBI's taxonomy places the organism in Eukaryota, Vitrellaceae. The record is from the annotation of a GenBank genome assembly.
AUGAACGACGUUCCCGCCAGCGGUGAGAGCGGCAACCCGCUCACCUUCGCGCCAUGGUGAGGACACUGUCAGCAACCAUGUGGCACAAAAUGUGUGUUUGAUGCAGGCAGGAGGGACUCUACGGGGUUUUAUAUGUCAUGGAUUCUUCCACAAACGAAAAGCCAGAAGAAGCAAUCAUCGUCGGGACAGGUUGGCAGUCCCCUUGUGCGCACCGCUCUUCUCGUCCUGUGUGUGCAUGGCUGUAGGAAUCCGCGUGCCUCCCCUGCAAUACGUCAAUCUUGUCGUGGUGUUCGUGCUUGACCUUCUUCAGCUGGUGCCGCUGUUGCUGCCGCUGAAUAAGGCUCUCGGGUGCGAAAAAUGGGAUAUAUACAGAGAUACGGUCAGGCACAGAAACAGCUAGCGGUGGAUUAUCUCUGUAUGUGUGUGGGGUUGCGUGUGUCGGUUCAUGUCAGUGCAUACUCCAGUUCUUCACCUCCCCUUUUGAGAUUUUUGGAGGUCAUGAUGCAGGGGACGACGCGUACAUGCAAAGACCAGACACUGCCUGUGUGUUGACCCCUUGCAGGACGAAACAAGAUUCAGUACUUCAGCGUUCUCGGCUUUCUCUGUUUCGUCAUUCUCCUUACGGCCGCGACGGUAUGGCUGGUCGCGCAAACCUUCAAAUCCAAGGAGGUGUGUCGUCCAGUCUGGCGCACAAAGACAACAGGGCAGGUGCCAACAAAAUACUGGUGCUCCUCCUGCGUUCACGAGUAGGUGCAUCUGAUAACGCCAAUCAUUUUUCUGAGGGGAUUUGUCCGGAUGUGAGCAGCCGCCGCAUCUCAUCGACAUGCGAUUGCUCCCUUGUCAGUCGUCCCCCUUCUCCGCUAUGUAUGCAGCUUCGUGACGACCUUCUUCUCCUCAUCUGUCGCCAUUCUUAUGUCUCUGUUUUCAUGCUCGCUGAUGAAAAACCGACUGAGAGACGGCGACUUUCAGUGUUGGGAGGCUUCCCAUAUCAUCAUGCUGUUCCCUUCCAUCGCUGCCCUGUCCUUCCUGGUACGUGUCGCUGUUGUCAUGGAAUGUCAGCUGAUCGAUGAACGGCACACACAAUUGAUGUUCUACUUCAGGUGCCUCUGGGGCUAGUCACCGCGCUGCUUUACAACAAUUUCAAGCCUUUUUCACCAGAUUUGUCAGUGCAAGCGCACGGGCGAGCCGAAUUUUGGUGCGCUUGCAUUAUCACACAUAAAUGUGCCUGCAUCGGUGGGUGUCCGUGUGUCUGGCCUAGGUACACGGCGACGAAGACACUGAUCAACCUGACCUUCAUCACCUCCGUAUCGAAACCUGCCUGGUCGAUAUAUUGCGCGUCGAUCAACCUUGUGGCGCUGGGCUACGUGGCAAUCUUGUUCUUCGCGCAAGGUAAGUGAGCAGAUGAGUGAGCGACCGUAGUGAAGGUCGCUUGCGAGACACCGCGACACACCGCCCCUCUCUCAAUGGCUUAUCGCUGCACAGCCCCAUUCUACCACAACAUUGCGAACAGGAUGCGUGACGGCAUUCUAGCAGUCCUUCUGACGAUUGCUGUCUUUGCUUUGAUACGAGAGAUUCGUUUCGUCGACGUGAGCAGCCAUAGCCAGUCUCCCAGGCUUUCUUCUGGUACACAGUCGGUCACUCCUAUGUGUUGCCACCUGCGUGCAGGACUUGCUGGUGGUAGGUGUGUGCCUGUUCACGCUGCCGACUGGUGCACUGCUGGGGCUGGUGCGCAAGGACAUUCUGCGACAGGAGAUGGCCGCUGAGACACACUCCCUCAUGGCUGUGUUUAACGAGGACUACAUCGAGGCAUUAGCGGCACUGCUGGCUGAAGAGACGGGAGAAGGAGGAGCUUCUAGAGCAGACAAGUGCGCAACAUACACCCAGAUACUCUGAGACAUACUUUAUGUGGUGGUGCUGAGUGGCUGCAGGUGUUCCGACGAGCGAAGUGACAGCACUGAGAGCGUCGCCCAAGGCGAGGGCGGCCGGCCUGCCGGGGCCAUCGUCCCAGUGCUUGCGGCCCUCGCACGGCCGCCUUCUAAUCAGGCCAUCGCCCUGGGCGGAUCGGCUAUCACGAGGCAGUUCUCACGAUCCGCAUCGGUAGCAAGCAAGACCGUCGGGAACAGACGUGUUGUUGGGGCGGCAGCUGAGAACCAAGAGCCCAAGAGCGGAGCAGAGCUCGUGCAGGAGCGGAUGAGCUCAUACUGGUGCACGUAUGGGUGUGCCUGCAGCCAGAUUGGUAUGCUGAUGUUGGUCAAUGCAGAUUGACGAGGCUGAGAGCCAGCAUGAUAUGGGAGACGGAUCUCGAGCUCGUCCUUCGGGUCUUUCGCGACGAAUGGUUCGCCAAGACAUACGUCGCGACAAAUGAGAGAGAUCAAUGACUGACAGACUUCUCGAUUGAUGAUCAUUAGGUUUCUGAUCUCAAGCCGUUGGCCCGUGCGGUGAUGAUGGAGACAAUGCUUGCGGUCCUGCAAUCGACUUCCUUCUCCGCAUACACAUACAUGGUAAAGGAAAAAGGGCGGAUCCCGAUUCGUUCAUCCGGGGCUCUCGUGUGUCAUUCAGCGGCUGGCGCUCGUCAACCGCUACUUCUUGUAAGCGAACCGACCAACGCAGUGCAGACCGUGUAUGUCUCAUUGUCGUGUACAGCGAUGAGACAUUUCUGUGCUACAAGUACAUCAAACUGUCGCACUCGCAUGCAUCGAAGUGGCACCUGGACACCAACUACAUCCUAUAUCAACUCCAGAAAGACAUUGAGACAGGUAAGGACACUACGGAGAUCAAGUGCUUCUUUCAGGAUAUUGAGUUGCUGUCCAGCAAGGCAGAUGGAGUACUUGGUAAGGACAGUCACACAUGCACACAUGUUCGCAUUCCAUGUGCUGCUUAUCAGGGUGGUGGCAGCAAACGAACCAGCUUGAUCGACAUUAUGGUCAGUCAAAGCGGGCACGAAGAGAACUCGAUUGGAUCGACUUCUGUGUGUAUUCAGACGUACCAGAAGGUGGGGAGAGAAUGA